Messenger RNA from Onthophagus taurus, 1612 nucleotides. Lineage: Eukaryota; Metazoa; Arthropoda; Insecta; Coleoptera; Scarabaeidae. The record is from RefSeq and is a predicted model, not a curated record.
GUUUUUUUUGAUUUCGGAUUAGACGUAAUUUUGGAGACCUUCAUCGAAAACUACCAAGAAAGCACCCUUCCCAAUCUCUUAGAAUCGAUCGAAAAUUUAUCGAGACACAUGUAUAUGUGCUUCAAAAUGACCAACCCCGCCGUUUUAAACGGCCUAAUCAAAAUGAUUAAGAACCCCUCGAUUUCCGCGGUCCCUUACGGCGAGUUAGUUUUAAAAACUUUACACCGAUUUUUUAAAUGUAACCCGUUAACCGUUGAGGUGAUUUGCACCACUGAAGGAUUGGAGGAUUUAUUGGAGUCUUUUUAUGUUUAUGCGAAUUUAAGCGAAUUAACCCAAAGCGGUUUUGACACAUUUUUGGAGAUCAUCCAGUUCAUAGUGCGCUCUAGAUUCGUUAAAAAGCUCCAAUACAUUUCUUUUUACGAUGUCACAACGAGAUUAUUUUGCUCCGAUAAAGAAUACGUCGUUGAGAGGGCGCUAAAAAUCGUGCAAGAACUUGUUAAUUUUGGGGAAUAUCGCGAUUAUUUCCUUGCUAAAGGAGGAUUAAAGUUAAUUUUUAACCUGUUAUCUUCGACUAGUUACACGGUUAUUUAUGGGUUAUUGUUGGUAAUCAAAUUUUUUGUUAAAUUCAAAAAAUCCGCGUAUUAUUUCGUGGAUAAAGGAUUAAUUGGGAGAUUAAUCGAGCUCAAUGAAAACUUAAAAUCAAAAACGGUGCUUUGCGAAGAGAUUUUGGACACCCUCUACGACAUGUGCUUAACGAUCAAGUUCUUUUACACCGACCAUUUAAGCGUGAGCGAUAAAAUUAGGGACCAAUUCUAUUUAAUGCCCGAUGAUUUACUAAGAAACGAGAAACACGUCGAAAUAAACGAAUUAACCACCGAUCAACCCAUUUAUUACGUCCAAUUCGGCUCGAUUUUAAAGUUCAAAUCGGCCAAAUUAAAGUUGUUGCGAAACGAUAAAGAGAAAAAACCACAAACGAAGACUGAAAAUGAAAAAGAGACCUCAACAACGCGCUGUUUAAGCAUCGUCCCUUCGUUUUUAGCGUUCAAAUUCGUACAAGAGUUAAACAAGGAACCGAUUGAGCACAUCUCGAACCAAAAUAAGCAUCGAAAAAAAUGCGAAGAUGUUAAAUUGGGGGAUUACAUCCGCGAAAUUUACCAAGAAUUAAACUUUGGGAAGCUCCAAAAAGUUAAAAAGCAAGAAAAAAUUUCUUACAUUGCUAAAUACGUCGUUGAAAGUUUGAAUGAUUUUAAUCGGAACGAGCCGAAUAAGAGGCAUUCGCUAAAAAUGCAUUUAAUUCAUUUAAAAGAUGUGCUAAAAAGUAAUUUUAUUCCAAUCGGGUAUUUGAGAAUGGGAUUAUCGCGAGAACGAGCUCUCCUUUUUAAGGUUAUUUGCGACCAAGUUGGGGUUCCGGUGACUUUGAAUCGACACAAAAAUGGGGUGUUGUGGAAUGGGUUUACCGUGAUUAAAUCCAACCCGAGGACGUGCUCGGAGGCGGUGAUUUCGGUGGAUUUUUUGGUGGAUUUGAUGGCGAAUGUUGGGGAAAUUAUCCCGGUUAAUACGCCUUAUUGCGAUAAGUAUUUCGAGUAUUUCUCAAAUUAUUAAAUUCUUCUUU